AUGAAGCACCUCAUCUUAGUGGGGGCGUGCUACUUGGACACUAUUCUGACUGUUCCCCAGUUCCCUGAAGAAGACUCCAAGCUACGAGCAACGGCCUUGCAGGUAAGACGCGGGGGCAACUGCCCCAAUACAGUUGAGGUUCUCCAACAGCUGCUCCUCUCAGGAGGUGGCCUGGACACUUCGUCAAGUCAAACCCAGCAAGUCAGCGCUGCUGAUGCUGCUGCCGUUACACCGCUACCAUCGAAACAACAACAACCACAGCAGCAGCUGAAAUUGCACCUGGUUUCCAUCUUGCCUGAUGUUGAGUCGUCCGCCACCCGCAAAGUCCUGUCAUCCUUUGCAACUCCUCCUGCUCUUCAGUCGUCCCCAUCUUACGACUCUGAGUCUCUGUCCGAGUCUGUGACCGGCGCCGCUCCCACUACGGCUACCAGUGUUGACUUUGGUCACUGUCUGUACCGCAAGGGGCACCAUGAAGCAGCUAGCAGUUACAUUAUCCGCAGUGGCGCGACAGGCAGCCGGACCAUUGUGAACUACAAUGACCUCCCAGAGAUGACAACGGACGAGUUUGUCAAUAUCGUGCAUGGUUUCGCCGCCAUGCCGGAAGACCAAAGUCAUGAUGGAAGCACCAGCAACUUGUUUGGAGAGGAUUAUUGGUGGCAUUUUGAGGUAGGCUCAGGCACCCCCGUUAUACACAUGCUCACUGAGAAGAGUCCUCAUGCUCUCUGUCUCCUGUUCCCUUCUCUUCCGUAUAACGAAUGUUAUAACUUGUCUGAGAGGCGAGCUGUCCAAUUGCAACAAAGCGUAAGUUUUGCUGUCCACGAGAAGAGCCACAGUCCGAUAUGUAACAGUCAAUGGCAAAUGACACUUGUUGUUCUAACACAAACACUCGCCAUAUUGCUCUACAGUUUUCUUAUGCUGUGCACAUGGGGAUCACAAGGAGCUGGGGCUCUCUUCCCUUCACCCGCCGGCGCCGGUGGCGGUAACAAUGAGCAAACAGCAGAAAUAGCAGAACCCGAAUAUCUGCACUGUUCUCCUUCAGAGGUGUGCAAGACACAGACAAUUACUGUGGUUGAUACCAUCGGCGCAGGAGAUACUUUCAUAGCCGGCAUCUUGUACGGCUUGUCGAUGAUGAUGACCUCACCGCCGAGUAUAACAGCACCAGCAGCAGCAGCAUCGGGAAAUACAACCAAAGACAUCCGAUCAUGGAUCCAAUCCAAAAGUGAAAAGGAAAAGAAAGAUAUUCUCUCUUUUGCCGUGAGGUUGGCUACCAAGAAGGUCCAGAUGGAGGGUUUUGCUGGUAUUCUUGAGGGGUGGUGA
Molecule: messenger RNA, 1317 nt
Organism: Sordaria macrospora k-hell
Lineage: Eukaryota; Fungi; Ascomycota; Sordariomycetes; Sordariales; Sordariaceae
Source: RefSeq, a predicted model, not a curated record